CUUCAUAUCACCAGUAUUUUGCUUUCUUGUGUUGGAUGUGGCCUCAUUCUUCAUGAAUUCAGCUGAAGGAGAGAAGCUGGGCUUUAAAGUGACUUUACUUUUGGCGAUUUCUGUGUUACUGCUCAUUCUUAAUGACACACUGCCCUCUACUGCCAAGGAGGUCCCAUUGAUCGGGCUUUUCUGCAGUGUGAUUUUCAUUCUCAUUGGUAUCAGCAUUCUGGAGAGCAUUCUUGUGGAUUUUCUGAUGGCUAGAGGAGAUCAGAUUGAGGAUUCCACAUCUACUGUUACUGACACUGCAAAAGAUUCAAACAGCCUAUCGGACCCAGAAACAGAUCAAAGUGAAGACCGUUUAAGUACCCUGGACUGUCUGAAGCAAAUACUCGCUGAGUUUCGGAAUGCAGCCAAACCUAAAGGUGAAAUGAGGACAACCGGGUGCUGGCACAGAGCGGCAAUGAUAAUCAACGUUACUUUCAUUGUUGUCUACAUUCUCAGCAUCAUUGUGUUCUUGACAGUAGUUAGUAAAGCUUGGUUCACAGAGUGAUAUCAGAUGUUUUUUAUUUAUGAAAUGGCACAAGCCUUUUAAGCAUAAUGUAGCCUAAAAAAUUGAUUGGUCAAUGGUUUUUUUCUCGUUUUUUUCCAUUUAUACAUAUAUUCUCCUGUAUAUGACUUAUGAAUAAAAA
This is a messenger RNA of Misgurnus anguillicaudatus (oriental weatherfish), 680 nucleotides long. The record is from RefSeq and is a predicted model, not a curated record. Lineage: Eukaryota; Metazoa; Chordata; Actinopteri; Cypriniformes; Cobitidae.